Klebsormidium nitens is the source of this 4136-nucleotide messenger RNA. Lineage: Eukaryota; Viridiplantae; Streptophyta; Klebsormidiophyceae; Klebsormidiales; Klebsormidiaceae. The record is from the annotation of a GenBank genome assembly.
AUGGCUGGUGCAGCGCCCGCCUUUCGGGAGGCGUGUGCUUCAGGCGCUUGGUCUCAAGCAAUCCAAGCUUGCACAAAACUGCUCCGGAAUGACAAGGAGAAUGCAGGUGUAUUGUGCGACCGCGCCUUGUGCUACAUCCAGCUAGAUCUAAACAAGCACGCCAUCAAGGACUGCGACGCUGCGGUCAAGUGCGCAGCAUCUGAUCAGACUGCCAAAGCUCUGCUCAUCAAAGGUCAAGCAUUGACUAAACUGGGCCGAUUUUCAGAGGCCACUGCCAGCUGGCAGCAGGCCAGCGACCAUCUCCUAAAGGAGGAGAACUGCGCCGCAUUUGACCUCAGCCUCUUUCUCCGGCUGAGACAGCUGAUCAAGCCUCAGUCGCAACCAGAAUUUCCUGCCAGCAUUGCCCCCUCCUCUCAGAGCAGCGUAAGUAUGGCCACGAAUCCCCAAGCCCCUCCAUUCACCGACUCAGUCCAAAGUUUGGGAGCAUCUUCACCAGCAGAACAGGUCUCAGCGGAGGCAGGGUCUGGUUUAGCGGAUACACCGGCGCUGCUCAAAGAAGCGUCGAGCAGUGGUCAGCCUGGGCCGUCCAUCGAUGUGGAGAGCGCCUCCAGGCAUUCACACAUGUCAGAUGAAAACAAAGUCGGAAAGCAGGACGUUGAUGCGACAUUAGAAGGGCCCUCCUCCGCCGGCUCUGAACACUUUAGGGAUGUCAUUAAGCCAGCCAUUUCCGGCUCCAAUACCAGUGACGUACAGAGUCUCCCAACGGAUGACACUAUGAGUACGAGCGAUCGAAGCAGUCAGCCAAACGGUCACACCACCCCACAGAAAGCACCAAAGCCGGAGCCCCCUCCCAAUCCAGUGUCAAAUAAGCCUCCAUCUGAGACGUCCCGUAGUCGGACGUCCGAGGCCCUUCCCAACGGAAAGUCCAACGGCCGGGGUGCAGCGAGCCCGGGUCAAGGUGCCGGCAAGGGCAAAAAGACAGAGCCCGCCCCCGAGACAAAUGGAGCGUCAGGAUCGGGAAGGUCUUCUAGUCGGGGUGCUUCACGAAGUCGGAGAGGGGAUUGCGAGGCAGGGUCGCGGUCUGGGGGGGGUGCCAGCUGUAGCGGGCGGGAAGAACGGGCCGGAGACCGUGCGGAGAUCCGGGGGGCAAUUUCGAAAGAUUCGGGGGAUGAGAGCCGAGGGGACACGAGUGCUCGGGAAGGGGAUCGAGGGGCGCCCCACUGGAAAGCCGAAAAGGAUGUCGAGCUGCCGCCAAAGGUGAUCGUGAACGGGAUGGACUGGCGCGUCCAGACGGGGAUUCAAGAGGUGAACGCGGGGAAUCUGGACCGCGGAAUUGCUAUCUUUGACAAGAUCCUGGAAGACGAGCCCGCAAACGUCGGCGCGCUUAUCGGCAGGGGCAGCGCAUUUGCGAUGCAGUCCAACCAGUUCAAGCUGGGCCAGAGGGGGCGACCCGCAAUCACCGAGACAGACCUCAGGGCCCAUCAGCGGAAACUAGAGGCGGCCGUUAAGGACUUUAGCCUGGCGAUCCGGACCGAGCCACGCUUUGCGGACUCCUGGAGGCGGCGGGGGCAGGCCCGAGCGGCCAUGGGCCUCUUCAAAGAGAGCAUCAAGGAUUUGACGGAGGCGUUGCGACUAGAGCCAUCAUCGACCGAGACCCUCUCAGAAAGAGGCGGCUGCUACACGAAGCUGCGCGACUUCGCUCGUGCGGAAUCGGACUUCCGCGCGUGUUUGCAGCGGGACCCGCAGAACGCGGAGAUGCUUCGACUGCUGGGGCGGAGCCUCAUCUCCCAGGGGGAGUGCCGGGCGGGGAUCGAGACGCUGCUCAAGGCCGCCAAGCUCGACCCGGACGCGAAGGACAUAUACGCCAACAUCGCCCAGGCGUACAAGGAGAUCUCGGAUGCCGAACGGGCGACCAUGUACUUCGAGAAGGCGCUCGUCGCGAAAGAAGCGUCGCUGAACACGUAUCACCUCUGGGGGAUGAUGCGGUAUGGUCUAGGGGACCACAGGGGCGCUUUGGAUCUGUUCGACAAAGUGCUGAAGGUCGAGCCUCGCAGCUUAGAGUGCAAGUACUUCAAAGGAGCCUGCUUGCACGCCAUUGGACAAUACACCGAAGCGUUCAAAGAGUACAACGAUUGUCUGAGUAUCGAGAGCAGCGACGACAGCGUAGUCGUCGCCUACCUUGCCUUCUAUCAGCGCGAGGUAGCGCGGUACACCUUGGCAAAGCAGUGGGGGCCUUUGGAUGGGUUCAACAUCGACGAGGACCUGGAUCCACUCUUCAAAGAGGCGUGGUGUAAGAAGUUGAACCCGAUCACAGUGGCCGCCCAGUUGGACCUUAAAAAGCAGUGGGAGCCGGCGGAAAGAGUCCCCGGGGGAGAGCAGAGCGACGUGCGCGCGCGGAAUCGGCGGCAGCUGCUGACCCUGGCCGAUCUUAUCGGGCAACGCGUGCAGUACUCGUGCGAUGGGUUCCUGCGCAACAGCCGGCAGCAUCGGAUGGCGGGCUUAGCGGCUUUGGAGGUGGCCCAGUCCGUGAGUGCCACGUGGCAAGCCAUGUGGGAGGCACGCCAAGAGUCCGCGGCAGGCGACGAGGAGGCAGAGUCGCUCACGCAGGCGGAACAGCUGAAGGCACCAUUCGAGACGCCGCCCGCAUCUCCCUCCAAACCCCCCCCCAGCACUUCCGCCCCCGAUGCUGCUAACCCCACCCCCUCAGCUUUCAGCACCCCCCCACAAACCCCCGGGGGUACCAGCCCCCGGCCUAAACGAUCCCCCCGAAAAGUCAGCGGAAGCAGUCGGAAAGGAGGAGAGCGGGUUGGGACUCGGGGCCGGGUCAUGCGCUGGCGGGCGGUUUUUGACACCGUUGUGAAGUGGCGGCAGAUUGUGGAGCCGUGCGAUCCAGUAGUGUGGGUCGACAUGCUCAGUGAAAAGGAGUUCGCUGCCGGCUUUGGUUCCCACACGCCGCUCCUGCUGGGCCAACAGAAGGUUGUGCGCUACUACCCCAACUUUUUCCGGGCUUUCGCCGUCGCAAAGGAGCUGAUGCUGGUUAAGGACGAGGUGCGCAAUGCUCGGGACGUGCCGGUGUACCUGCUCGAGAAGGGGCAGCGCGCCGCGGUCGCCGCGGCCGCAGACUGCGGCGCGCUGUAUGACGUCAUCAAGGAGGACUUCUGGAUCUCGACGCCGUGUUACAGUUUGGCGCACCCAGGCAAGGUGCUGGACGGCACGCGGCUGACUCUGCAGAAGCAGCGGGACGUGGACGACGCGUACGAGUUCUCCAUUCGGACGCCGUGCACGCCGGACCGCUGGAAGAAGUUCGACAAGGAGCUCGCGUGCGCCUGGGAGGCCGUGUGCUUGGCGGCAUGCGCCCGGUUGGAGCGCCCCAACGACCCGGAGUACAGCAGGCGCCUCUGGGACAGCAUCCUCACCCUGGUUUUUUACUGGUACAACUUCAUGCCGCUAUGCCGAGGGACGGCGGUCGUGGGCUACAUCACGCUCUUGGGCCUUUUUCUGGCCGCAGGCAUGGAGGUGACGGCGACCAUCCCCCCGGGUCUUCAGGUUGACUGGGAGGCCAUUCUGACCCCCGACGUCGGCGUGUUCGCAUCCGCGGUCCGGCCCUGGCUGUACCCGUCCCUGAAGCCGAUCGACUUGAUGGGCGAUGCCGGGGGCGCAAAGUCCGUGCCCCGGGUGGUGGACGCUUUUCCGACCGUCCAGUCUGUGGUGUCCGCGCUCAGCACGGCGGAGGCCAAGUGGAGAGAUGUGGAGAGGGGAUAAAGGAGAACCAGAGGGAAUUAGCGCGUUCUCUACAUGAGUGAAAGUUGGUAUUGUCGGAGGGUUUCGGCCGGUUGCUAUGAAGCAAUGCCGUAUUGGCAGAUGAGGACGCGUAUGUGGGCUAAGUGCAAGCUAGCACUUCAAUCGGAAGAAGUUACUGCGAUUUGAGUCGAUAAAUAGCAUCACAAGAUCAAACUGAUACUUUGCAUCAAUCAAAUUUAGCACCUAGCGAUUUGAGUCACCAGCUCAAACCUAACAGUAGUCUAGCUACAAAGGAAGUUACCGUCGGUGUAAGAAAACCGUUUAAGCAUUUAUUGAACGCCAGGCUAAGAGAGCCCUAACAGUGAAACCUUUUUCGAGUCAUCUUGAAAAUGUUC